CACCACCAACCACAUCUUCUCGUGUGUGAAAUCUCAAGCGCCGCCCAACACGGUACAAGUUAGCAGACUCUGCACUAAGUUCAAAAGGUUGACAUAUUCCACACGGCCUAUCAAUUCAUCAAACAGAAAGGCAAAUCGCAGAAAGCAUGUCAACUAACCUCCUCUGAAAUCUAUAAAAAUCCUAGACAGAUCGAAGGAAGCAAACAUCUCUCCUAAUAGCAUAUCAGCCAUGGCCAUCUCAUAUUCUCUUCCCCUUCUUUUCCUUCUCCUGCCGUUCAUCUGCCUUUUGUGCUGCUAUCGGAGCACAGAGGCUCGACAUGAACCCCGUGAUUGCUCGAUCUCAGAACUAAUCUCAGAGGAUCUAUACAAAAGCAUCUUCUUGCAUAAGGAUGACAACGCGUGUCCUGCAAAGGGCUUCUACCCUUACGAUGCUUUCAUCGCAGCAACGAAAUGUUUCCCCAAAUUCGCCAGUACAGGAUGCUUGGAUACUCGCAAGCGAGAGCUCGCAGCUUUCCUUGCUCAGAUAUCUCACGAGACCACAGGAGGAUGGGCAACGGCUCCAGACGGACCAUAUGCUUGGGGAUUGUGUUUUAAAGAAGAAGUCAAUCCAUCAUCUAACUACUGCGACUCAACGGACACCAAAUGGCCUUGCUAUCAAAACAAAAGCUACAAAGGAAGAGGACCCAUCCAACUCUCAUGGAACUACAACUAUGGACCGGCUGGGUUGGCUCUUGGAUUCGACGGGUUGAGGGAGCCCGAGUUGGUGGCAAACCGAUCUGAUUUAGCAUUCAAGACUGCACUGUGGUUCUGGAUGACAGCGAGAGGUGAGAAACCGUCGUGCCAUGAUGUAAUGGUGGGCCAGUUCAUCCCUAGUGCGACUGACUUGGCAAAUAAUAGGACAGCCGGGUUCGGUCUCGUUACCAACAUUAUUAAUGGUGGUCUUGAGUGCGGAAUCCCAGACGACCCAAGGGCUAACAAUCGAAUUGGUUAUUAUAAGAGAUAUGCUCGGAUAUUUAACGUCGAUGUGGGGCCAAAUUUGGACUGUGCAAACCAAAAAUCGUACUAAACUUGAUCGUUUACUCCGUUUUAACAACAAUUUUUUCUCCUUAUAUGCUUGUUUUUUAUUAUUGUUAAAAAAAAAUUAUCUCAUCAUUUAGAAGUAUUGAUUUAUAAGGAAUUGUAAUAAGGGCAUUUUUAUGAAAU
Phalaenopsis equestris is the source of this 1203-nucleotide messenger RNA. Its product is annotated as chitinase 10-like. Gene Ontology annotation, molecular function: chitinase activity. Gene Ontology annotation, biological process: cell wall macromolecule catabolic process; chitin catabolic process; carbohydrate metabolic process. Bases 230 to 1066 code for a protein of 278 amino acids. The transcript is spliced from 3 exons. Lineage: Eukaryota; Viridiplantae; Streptophyta; Magnoliopsida; Asparagales; Orchidaceae. The record is from RefSeq and is a predicted model, not a curated record.